CUUGACUUUCGACCGGUCGCCAUUCGUGCGCUCACGAUCAGAUCAACACACAUCGACACGACGCACCUGUUUUGACCUCGCUUCACAAUGCCAUCAAAGAUUCAGACCUACCCAAUGGUGGUCUUGAGAGACCCGACUUCUGCAGAGAUCGCGUACUUCCUCUCCACUCGCAGUGGCGACCAGAUGGUGCAGCUGGUGCAGUCUAUCAGAGAGCCUGCCGCUCAGGCCACACUUACAGCCUCACUUCUUGCUAUACCGCCUGCAGUUAUCACGAAGAGUGCACUCCCAGAGAAGACCAGAAAAGCUCUGAAUGCUUUCGUUGGAUUUCGAUGCUACUACAUCCUCAUCCCUAUUUUCAAGCCAUGGCCCAUGAAGAAGCUGUCCAACCCCAUGGGAAUCAUGUGGGAGGCAGACCCCAACAAGCCUUUGUGGUCCUUGACUACGAAAGCUUGGUCUGUCAUCCGUGACCAGAUUGGUAAAGACAAGGCUCCACUCGACCAAUUCUUCCGCAUCAUAUGUCCUUACCUCAACAUCCCUUCACCAGAGACUUAUCUUGACUGUUGCGGUUGGAAAUUCAACACUGACGAUGAGGGCAGUCCAACUCUCUCAAGGGAGUUCAUCCCAUCACCAGGUGCUAUGAGUGCUGGAAUAGCAGACACGGCACUGUCAGUGGAAGACAUCAUCAACUACUGCCAGAGCAUGGGAUAUGCCCAAGAGUAUGUAUCAGACACUGAAUCUAACUCCCCAACAUACCUCAGUCAGUCACGCAACCAACUUGCUGGCAAGAGUACUUCUUCCACCCACGAGAGCCGUCUAGUAGCACGCAACAAGCGACGUGCAAAGCGACAGACCGCCAGGGAUGUUAGCAUUGCUCCAGUACUACAGCAGCAGAUUGUUGAGGCACACAUGGCUGAUAACCUGAAUGCCACUUACGAGGGCGACUCACUCUUCGGUCACAGCGAGCCGGUGCAGUUCUACGGUGAUCUUGCAGAUCUGUUGACCAAUCACUUGGGACAGGAUCAACAGGCCAUUUCUGGCGACUGUACUAGCUCCCUCACCACCACUAUAGAUCCCAUCAUGGCAGGUUGGACAGAUUGGGGUGCGUUUCGGCUCGGCGCAGACGAAAAUGCAACGCUCCCCAGCCUCGACUCUGUCCCGAUUUGAUCGUGUCCUACAAUGUCCUACCAACAACUGGCAGACAUUGACUCGCCGUGCCAUCGUUUAUCUCUUCAUGACGCACUCUUCCAUAAUUCGUCUACGAACCUCUGGCGCCUGCUGGUCUCUAUCUCGAAGAUUCUACAUCCUCUAUUCUCUGCAAUUGAUACCCCUGGCUGGUAUACUCGCUCAGUAUGCCCAUCAACACUUAUUGUACCCUUAGCUACAUCGUAGCCUUCACGACUAUAUAGUAACGCCAUAACGACCACGCCACGAUCACACCACCAAACCGCCCUGCUCUCUCUCGUUCGCCCACCAAAUGACAUCCCAGGAGCGCUCUCUUCCACGGCGCAGACUUAGCCAGAUCCACCAGAGCCUAGAGCUCCCCUUCACGAUCCGCACACCGAAGUGCGGAAUGCAGAACCUCACUUCGACACACUGAAGUUUGGUCACGGUGGCACAUUGGCAUUGCAUACUUGUACUUAG
Molecule: messenger RNA, 1641 nt
Organism: Didymella exigua CBS 183.55
Lineage: Eukaryota; Fungi; Ascomycota; Dothideomycetes; Pleosporales; Didymellaceae
Product: MAT1-1-1
Exons: 2
Coding region: 88-1164 (358 amino acids)
Biological process (GO): positive regulation of mating-type specific transcription, DNA-templated
Cellular component (GO): nucleus
Molecular function (GO): DNA binding, bending
Source: RefSeq, a predicted model, not a curated record